Messenger RNA from Amoebophrya sp. A25, 577 nucleotides. The record is from the annotation of a GenBank genome assembly. Lineage: Eukaryota; Dinophyceae; Syndiniales; Amoebophryaceae.
UGAAACGAGUGGUCAGGAGACAACAUCAAGCAGCAUUGAAGAACAUUCAUCUCGCCUACGUAGUUCUUCAUCAUCUGCUGAUUCUGGAGCUGUCCCACGCCUGUCUGCCUCAGUCCCCUCAGAUGAGCCUGACUACCGAAACCACACCUUUACCUACAUCGAUUUGGAGUGGCUCAUUCUCAGUCUGUUCAUCUACGCACCGCUGGCGAUGAUCAUACCCGGCCUCUCAAUGCCUUUUGGCAUGUUCAUACCGAAUCUCUUUAUGGGAGCAACCAUUGGAAGAAUAGGAGGAGAAAUCGUGCAUCUACUGCCACUGCCUUUCAGGGCAGCGCAUCCAGGUACAACUUACCUCAUCUACUAUCAUCUACUAACGAGGAUGUUGACAAUCUCACCUCAAGCUCAAACUAUGCUCUUCUGCGUAAGAGGGCUGUUGUUCUUUAUGAUUAUACCCCGUGAAUCAUGGGUACACUAGCUACUACUACUACUACUACUACUAUCAGUCAAAAACAAAAAAACUGCAAUGGUUUCAGGUUUCUACGCCGUCUGUGGUGCUGGUGCGAUGUUAUCUGGUUUCACG